AUGAAUGAUACUGCUUAAACAUAGUAAUAAGCCAUUUAAAUAAAAACAACAUAAAUUCCGCAGCAUAAUACUUUUGAGUUCAAAUUAGAAAAUUUAGAUGGAUAGUCUGAAAUGACAGUUGUUUUUAAUAGCGAUUUUGACUCUGGUAAUUGUGGAAGAGUAAUUUAAAAAUCUAAUUUCGAGUAUGAUAUUUUUACUUCUCCUGAUAGAGAUUAAGGAACAGACCAAGAAGGAUACUCUAAGAGUUGGUUUUAUUUUAGUGUAAAAGGAUUCAAAAAGGAAUAAACUAUAAAAUUGAACAUUUAACAGAUCCAUAUAUUAUGGUCUCUAUGGAAUAAUAAAGCUUGUAACUAGUAUAAACCUGUCUAUAAAAUAAAUAAAGAUGGCGAGUAUUAGCGACUACAGACAGAAGUGAAUAUUUAGAUGGUUGCCAAGAAUUAUCUCGUUUUAACAUUUGAGUACACUUUUGAUCAAGAGAAUAGCGAAUAAGAUGAAGUAUUCUUUUGUUUUUCUUACCCUUAUGAGUAUCAAAGAUGUAUAGAUAUGAUUAAAAAAUUGUAAGAAGACUAUUCUAAUGAUUAAGACAUUUAUUUGCAUUCAGAAGUUAUUGUUUAGAGCACUUAGUAAAGAGAUGUUCACUUAUUAACAAUAUCUUCACAAGAUGGUAUACUUGAUAAAUAAGAAGAAUAUUUUUAAUAGCCUUUAUUUCCAUUUAGAGAAAAAGAAACUAGAGCAAAAAGAUUUCGUACUAAUAAGCCUUAUAUAUUGAUUACAUGCAGAGUUCACCCUGGAGAAACUCCGAGUAGCUACGCCUUAGAAGGAAUGAUUAAGUUCCUUUUAAAUAAAAAGGAUUCAAGGUCUGCUUUACUAAGAUAAUUCUUUGUAUUCUUGAUAGUACCUAUGCUGAACCCUGAUGGAGUAUACAAUGGACACUAUAGAAUGGAUACAUUUAACAAUAACUUAAACAGAUUUUAUAAAAUCGCAGAUCCAUAAAAGCAACCUUCAAUAUAUGCGAUAAAAAAACUUGUAGAAUAUUUGUAAGAAGAUAAAAGAUUAUUUUUUUAUAUUGAUUUACAUGCUCAUGCAGGAAAGAAAGGUCAUUUUGUUUAUGGUAAUGCAUGCGAUGACAUAGUAAUGUAAAUUGAAAAUUAGACAUUUGCUAAGAUACUCUCUAUGAAUUGCAAAAAUUUUGAAUACAAUUUUUGCAAUUUUUCUAAAAAACAUAUGAAGGCAAGGGAUAAGUUCGAGGAAAUGACAAAAGAAGGUUGUGGCAGAGUAUAGGUGCAUUAAAUUACAAAAAUUAUACAUGCAUACACUCUUGAAUGCGGGUUUCAUCAAGCAACUCAACUAAAUUAUCUUCCACCUGCAUCAAAUGCAGAGUUUAAAAUUAAUGAUGUUCUAGGAUUUGAUUAUGAUCCUGCAGAAGACAACCAAUCAGAAAUAUAUAAGGGAAAAAAAGAGCCUCCAGUAUUUGUUCCUAUAUUAUAUUAAGAUGUAGGGAAAGCUAUUUUAGUCACUAUAUUAGAUAUUUUUGAGAAAAAUCCAUAUUCAAGGAUACCAAAUAGUUCAUAUAAAACUAUAGAUAAUAUAAGGCGAAGUAUUGGGUGGGACUGUGCAAGAAUAGAAAGAUUUAGGAAAGAUCCAUUAGCAUAUAAAAAAGCAAGAAAAUUUAAUGAAUUCAUUCAGGAAGCAUUUUUUAGCGAGUUUGAAAGAAAAAAAGUAUUUAAUUUUGAUAGUACUUUGUUUAAAAAUACAUAGUGGCCUGAGCUAUUGUUAGGGAAUUUUUUACAUAAAUAUGUUAGUAUUGAGAACUCCAAAUAGAAUAAUAACUAACAGAAUAAAAGAUAAAAUAAAUAUUUUCAAAUUAAAUCAAGAAUAUUUGAAAAAAGGAUAAUAAGCUGUUCAAAUAUUGAAGAGUAUUACACUGAUGAUUACAAUUGCUAGAAUAACAAAAAUGGGUUUGGACUUCUAAGUACUUAAAAAGAUAAUUAUAAUACUGAAAUUGAAAGAUUGUCAAACUUCAAUGAGGAUGAUGAAAACAGCCAGAGUUAAAAAAAUUAAGUUACACAAUUUGAAUUUAAAAGCAUUCAUGAAAUAGAAAAAUGUGAUAUUGCAAAAGAAGAUUAUCAAGAUAAUAAUAAUACUAGCUAGAACUCACAUUAGCAUAACAAAAUUUUAUCCAAGUCUGAAAGCCCAAAAAAAUAAUCUCAUCAUAUGAGCAUGAUUUGCCAUAUUCCUCCUAUAAAUAAAUAAAAUUUUCAAAUUUAAUAGUAAAAUAUUAAUAACGACUAAGUAUCAUUUAUAUUUUUAGGAAAUCAACAAAGCUAACACAUAUCGAACAGUGAAAAAAAAUUUUAUAAAAUUGACGAAGAAGAUCCUAUUGUGCGCCCAAAUUAAAACUCUUUAUCUAAAAAAAAGAAGAGAAAAAAUUAUGAAUAAUAUCUUUCUGAAAUUACAAAAAACAACAAUGUGUUACAGCUAUCCUUACAUAAAUAAGUAAAUGGAAAUUAAAUUUAAAACACUGAACUAUUCAAAGUAUCUAAAAAGAAAGACUAAUAAAAAAGUAUCAUUGCUAACAAUAUCAAUGAAAGGACUAGGUAAUUCAGAAUGUCUUCUUUAAAUGGAAUAGAAUAGCAAUAAAAUGAUUUACCAUCUUUAAAUAUACAAGGAAUUGAGAAGUAGUUUUAUAAACCAUCUGAAUAAGGCAUGUUUUAUUCUAAAUAACAUGGAUUGAAUUAAUAGUUGUCUUGUCAUAAUCAGAUUUAAUUGAUAAAUCAAGCACUAAAUAGUAAAAAACUUAUUGUUUCUUAGAGAUUAAUUGAUAAAUAGUAAAUAAAAAGUGAUGCUUAAUCAUUUAUAAGCUAAUAUGAUUCUCAUUUAAGUAGCAAUCACCCAUCAUCAAGUAAAUUAAUCUAAAAAAGGGAAAAUGUGCCAUAAGGACAUUAUAAAAACUACCAUUCUAUGACAUAAUAUAACUACAGUAGUAUAUCUAAUCCAAAAAAUGUAGUUUAGCCAAAUAAUAAUGCAUGUGUAGAGGAAGAAAAAAUAAUUCAAGGAUUGAAUGCCAAAUAAAGUAAUUAACGCAGCUAAAGCAAUUUAAUUGGAUAUUUACUGAAUGGUAAUUCUUAGAAUCUUAAUUCAACUUCCAAAACAGAUCUUCUUGUAAAAAAUGAUUAAAUUACUCAUCAGCAAUAUCUGAGUAACCAAUAAGAUUAAGUAGAAAAGAGAAUAUCUUUAAACUACAGUAACUAAUCAAGUUAAAGGGAAAUCAGAAGCAACAAAAUAAUUAGAUUAUCAGAUACUCUAAAUUUAAUGCAUGAUUAGAUAUCUGAUAGCCCCAAUCAAACAGACAUUAAAAUAUUUGAAAAUACAAACUAUUAUAAAUAGACAAAUAAUGAAGGCGAAACUUAAAAUUUGCAAUAUUAAUCAAGUUAAGAAAAAUAAUAAGUAAAAUAACUAAAAAUAUUUAAUGUAAUGGAUAUUCCCCAGUAGAGUGGACCCUAAUCCAGUUUUUCAAGUGCAACAAACACAUAAUAUGGAAUAAAUAAUACAUAAAAUUAAAACAAAAACAGCUAAAUUAAAAAAACCUUACAAUAAAACCAAUAAAAUUUUUACAAACCUUUAAAUUUCUCACAAAAUCCCAAAACAAUUUUACAAUAAUCAACAUACAAAAAAAAAGAUUCCCCUACAGUUAACUCAGUUAAAAAGAAAAACAAUUAAGCUUCAAAAGGCAAUAAAAUUUUUGAUAUGAUUUUUAGUAAUAAUUAACAAUAAAGUGUUAAUUAUUCAAAUUACAAUAAAGUUAUAGCUAAUCAAGAUAUGAUUAGUUUAAAUUUAGAUAAUGAGGUUAAGUAAUGUGAAGCAAUAAGUAGGAUAUUCUAAAACUUUCCUGGUAUAGUGAAGCAAGGAGUGGUAAAGACAGAAAGAAAGUAGCAAAUUAACAAUAUAAACUCAGAUGAACUGAAUAAUAAUAAUAGCAUUAACAAAAGCAGAAAAAGUGAAGGAGGAGAUGAACAUUUUGUUAGAUAAAUUAAUAUUUUCAGUUCUCCAAAAAAAUAACAAAAUUAGAAUGAUUUUAAGCUGCCAGAUUUGAAAGAGACUUGCAAAUAAUAAUAUACAGAAGAAGAUUUAAGUAAUAACAAGUUAUAACUCACAAAUCAGCAUAAAUCUUCUAAAUAUUGA
Messenger RNA from Tetrahymena thermophila SB210, 4182 nucleotides. RefSeq names its product zinc carboxypeptidase family protein. Gene Ontology annotation, molecular function: metallocarboxypeptidase activity. The transcript has 9 exons. The record is from RefSeq and is a predicted model, not a curated record. Gene Ontology annotation, biological process: protein deglutamylation. Lineage: Eukaryota; Ciliophora; Oligohymenophorea; Hymenostomatida; Tetrahymenidae.